GCGAAGCACGAGAGAAACCACUGACCAGACCGCUGCAACCUGCCGCCUGUUGAUGAUGACGACUGUUUGAAGGCACAUCUGUCAUUAGCAACGUUUCCGUUAAUGCUAAUCUUUCCAUCAGUUGUCUCAAUCUGGUUGCUAGAAAGUGUCGUCUACUUGUCUCCCUCUUCCUAGUUGAUAAACAAGAAUGGCUGAAGCAGGUGUCAGCUCGACUGCCUCUGAUGACACUAGGACGGGGCAAGUUACCGUCGAGCCAGUUCCCAACUCAACGGAUAAAAAGGACUCACUUCUCAAACAUAUGGAUAUCAAUGUACCGGAAGCAGAGAAACGCAUCAAUGGUGCACUCAAUCUUCACGAUUAUUUUACUGUUUACUUAAUUGAAACCAAGGUCAAUGACCCACAGUGGUUGAGUAAUCAAAAAUCUGGGUCUGUGUUGCGGCUGGGGAGCCUGUGGCGUAGAUACACAGAAUUUGAAGUUUUGCACAGCUACUUGUCAGAAAUGUAUCCUUUCAUUGUUCUGCCUCCUUUGCCUGAGAAACGAGUUAUGUUCUCCUGGCAGAAAGUAUCCACGGAUACAUUUGAUCCAGACUUUGUGGACCGAAGAAGAGCUAGCUUGGAGAAUUUCUUGCUACGUAUUGCAUCUCAUCCUAUCCUGUCUUUUAAUCCGCAAUUCCUGGCAUUCCUUCAGCAAGAACAAGGGUGGCAACCGAAUGCCAAAGAACAUGGCUAUCUUCAGCAAUUUGCAGAGUCAAAGCUGAAAUCAAUGAUUGGUCUCAGAGAACUUGAUAAACGAUUUGAACAGAUAAAAAAUUACAGCAAUGAGCUACAGAAUAACAUGACUAAUAUUUUAAGAGUCAGAGCUGCUUUGGCUGAAAGGUUGUAUGGAAUUCACAAGCUACACGCCAAUUACGGCAGAAUUUUUAGUGAAUGGAGUGCAGUGGAAAGAGACAUGGGAGACGGAUUACAGAAAGCUGGUCAUUAUUUUGAUAGUGUUGCUGCUGGUAUUGACACAGCUUUGGAAGAAGAAGAACUUCUUGCUGAUCAGCUUAAGGAGUACUUGUUUUCGGCUGGUGCUCUUUACACUGUUUGCUGUCGCCAUGAAAUGUUGCAGUUUCAAGUCGAGAGAGCGCAGGAUAUGGUGCAACAACAUCUCACCAAACUAGAGAGAGUACAACAAGGAAAAACCAGCAUUAUGUCUCGUAUAUUUGGCACUAUUGACACUGAUGAAUUUCGUGAAGAGCGUGUCAGCGUUCUAGAGCAAAGAAUAGAGGAACAUAAAGAGAGUGUGAGCAGCACCAUAGAUCAGAGAGACACCUUUACAAGUGCUGCCCUUAUCGAUGUGCAACGAUUCCAGGGCCAAAAAGUAAUUGAUCUGAGAGAAACGUUAGCUAGCUACAUAAUGCUCCAAAUGAAAAUGGCGAGGAAGGGCCUGCAAGCAUGGACUCAUAUUAGAGACUGUCUGGAAAGUAUUAAUUGACUGCAUUUCCUUCUGUCUGCACCUGAUUCCAAAUCAAAGCUCAUAUUCAAUCCACACUUAAUGAUUAAUGCUGGUCAUGGCUUAAUAUGGCAUGGCAACCAUCCAUUGUGAUCUCAUGAAUCCGUCAUAUUGUUUUAGCAUCAGUGAUUUGGUAUCUGGGUGUAGUGGACUUUGCAGGUCUUACAUUUUUGUAUCUUCACUAAGGUUUGAUCUAGUCUUAAGAAAAAUAUAGUGGUCUGAAUCUGAAGAGUAUAUUGAAUUGACAUUAUUCAGAAAUGAAAUCUUUUCUUGUCUGUGAUGGUCAUUCUGUGGCUUGUCUGUGGUUUUUAAGAGGGACCAGCUUAUUAUUAUUUGUCCCUUCAAAUUUAUUUUUCAAAUUUAUUUAUCAGCUGUUAUUUUAUUGAUUAGAAGUUGUAUUUGCAUUAAUGUAUUACUGUUCUGUUAUGUUUGCUGAGUUACGUAUUUGGCUUUGUUUUACUUUUUGUCUGAUUAUGUUUAUUUGUCUGUUUGCAUGAUCUUUUUUCAUGCUCAUUGUUGGAGCUGUGAUUUGAGCAGAAGUAGAAUGGUAAAAUUUCUUUUGAAUCUUCUGUUUUCUAGUUGAAACAUGUUCAAGUGUUGCCAAAGAUAGUGACAUUUCCCCUGCGGAGUGUUUUGUUAUUGGAUUGCAUGUAGAUGAAUGUGCAAUCAUGUUACAUAAUAAUUCUCAUAGUAUGUACAUUAAUAUGUUCCUACCCCUAACUGGGUGAAAAAAUAAGCUGAUAAGUAACUCAGUGUGGUGGCAUAUUGAUAUGUAGCAAGUUUUUUACUUAAUGUGAAUUUGAGCUGUCAAGAUUGUUAAAUACAAGAUAAGUAAAUGUCCCA
This is a messenger RNA of Thrips palmi, 2338 nucleotides long. Its product is annotated as sorting nexin-4-like. Gene Ontology annotation, molecular function: phosphatidylinositol binding. Bases 188 to 1477 code for a protein of 429 amino acids. The record is from RefSeq and is a predicted model, not a curated record. Gene Ontology annotation, biological process: protein transport. NCBI's taxonomy places the organism in Eukaryota, Metazoa, Arthropoda, Insecta, Thysanoptera, Thripidae. The transcript has 10 exons.